Molecule: messenger RNA, 900 nt
Organism: Caenorhabditis sp. 36 PRJEB53466
Lineage: Eukaryota; Metazoa; Nematoda; Chromadorea; Rhabditida; Rhabditidae
Source: the annotation of a GenBank genome assembly
AUGAGUCGCGUUCGUACCAAGACUGUCAAGAAGGCUUCCCGAGUGCUCAUCGAGAAGUACUACACUCGCAUGACCAACGACUUCCACAACAACAAGCGCGUCUGUGACGAGGUGGCCAUCAUUGGAAGCAAGCCGCUCAGAAACAAGAUCGCCGGGUAAGAACGUGAAAGGGUCUUUGACAAAAUUGUAUUUUAUCGAAAGUUACCGAGUUUCUAGCGCAUAAUUGGAGGUAUUCCGAAAAAUCGGAAAAUAACUGCCCUCGCUUACUUGUUAGAGCGUCCUAAAUCCAGCAUUUAAUAAUUAAUGAUUGUUAGACCUUAUAAUCGGGUUCCCAGGUAUCUAUAAUUGAAGUGUACCCUUGAAAGACCUAGUUAGACUGCUUUUUUGUAGCAUCAACUGAUUGAAAGUCUGAAAUAGAAGACGAACAGAGUCCCAGCUGACGAGCACUUGCCGAAAGAAAUAAUUUGCGCGCUGCUAAACAACAAACUCAUCUCGGUAGUCUUUCAGAUACAUCACCCACUUGAUGAGACGUAUCGAGAGAGGACCGGUCAGAGGCAUCUCGAUCAAGCUGCAGGAGGAGGAGCGCGAGCGCAGAGACAACUACAUGCCGGAGGUCUCGACUGUCGAUCCAUCCCAGCUCAUCUCGAUCAAGGUCGAUUCGGACACCAAUGACAUGCUCAAGGCUGCCGUAAGUUUCACUUUUCGCUCAUUUUAAGAUCCGGGAGCACCGGGGGUUGCGUCAGCAGCUCCUGUGCCGCUCUCGGAUCGACCAUAGUUCGGUAUGUCGAGGCGUUACCGAACAAUUUAAAUAGAAGAAAAUCCUCGUAACUCGACUCUUUGCAGGGAUUCAACCUGGCCAACGUGACCGUUGAGGACCAAGGAAAGAACAAGGGAAAGUAA